GCAGGCGGACAGAGGGGAGCGAAGGGUUCGUGGCGCAGGCGUUGUUCAGUCGCUAGCGCGACCGCGCUCCCACCGGCCGCGCGCCAUGGACGAGACUCGAGUACGGGACCGCGCGCCGCUCACCGUCAUCGUCGCCCCCAGUAAUGCAUCGCCGCCGAGGCUUUCACCCGCAGACCUCUUGCCAGACGGAGAUGCCGCCUUCCACCCGUUGUCGGCCGUCAACGGGCGCCUCACGCCGCCAGGCUUGGAGCCAGCUUCGUACGCCACGCUGACACCUCUCCUCCCGCUCCCCCCGAUCAGCACGGUAUCCGACAAGUUCGCGUACCACGCUGGAGGCACGUUCACGGUUAUACAGCAGCAGCACUCGUACGCGUCCCUGUCUCCGGCGCCCUACAACGAGCCCCUGUCGCCGCAGUCCGCGUACAGCAGACGGAGCGCGUCCCCGAACUCGUUCGAGAGGCGGUCGCCCACGCCGCCCCUGCCCAGCCCGGGGCUCGACCUCAACGCGGCGUUGUUAGCGAGGGAAGAGGCGCAACAGCAAGCGCAAGCACAGACUAAUGACACGGAAGAGAUUAAUACGAAAGAAUUGGCGCAAAGGAUAAGCGGUGAACUAAAGAGGUAUUCGAUACCGCAAGCUAUUUUCGCACAGAGGGUGCUGUGCAGGUCGCAGGGGACGCUCAGCGAUUUAUUAAGAAACCCGAAGCCGUGGUCCAAACUAAAGUCAGGCAGAGAAACGUUCAGGCGAAUGUGGAAGUGGUUGCAGGAGCCAGAGUUUCAGAGAAUGUCGGCGUUGAGAUUAGCAGCGGCCCAGAUUCCACAGAGAGGCAGCUGCAAGCGCAAGGAGGAUAUAACUUCGGAUACCCAUCCUUCGCCGAAGAAACCGCGUUUGGUUUUCACAGACCUCCAGCGGCGUACUCUACAAGCUAUUUUUAAGGUAAAUGAAACCAAAAGGCCAUCGAAAGAAAUGCAAGUAACGAUAGCUAGGCAGUUGGGCUUAGAGCCGACUACAGUAGGUAAUUUUUUCAUGAACGCGCGCAGGCGCUCCAUGGACAAAUGGCGAGAUGACGACGCGCCGUCCACAGAUCUGGACCAGCAGUGCGACACGCACGACCUCGACCACGUCCCCAGUCUCGACUCCGCGGACUCCGAGGAGGACCACGAGGACCACGACGACCAUCUCUUGUGACGCCGUCUACCGCCCCAGCAUUUAUUAGUGCUUUGAAAACAAUUUGGAGUUGUCCCUGAUGGUGUGAUCUUGACACAUCACGAAGGGCGUUCCGGACAUUGAUGUGAAUAUGUCUAAGUCGAUCAGUAUUGUGCAAGGCGACUUCUGUGUACAGAAACAUAUUGUAAGUUACAUUCGUUCAAUUAUCAUUCCAAACUGAUCUCCAAUAUCAAUGUUUCUAGUCAAACAUAAUCGAUUAGUCAUUUAGUUUAUAUUGCUAGAUAAAAUAUGUAUUAUUUUAUUUAUGUUUAGUGUCGUCGUUUGAAUCCACCGGUGUAUGUACAAUUUUGAUGACAUUUGAUUUUAGAAUAUAUUAGAGCUCGCGCAAGAGCAACUUUUGU
Colias croceus (clouded yellow) is the source of this 1566-nucleotide messenger RNA. RefSeq names its product hepatocyte nuclear factor 6 (gene onecut). Gene Ontology annotation, molecular function: RNA polymerase II cis-regulatory region sequence-specific DNA binding; DNA-binding transcription factor activity, RNA polymerase II-specific. Lineage: Eukaryota; Metazoa; Arthropoda; Insecta; Lepidoptera; Pieridae. Gene Ontology annotation, biological process: regulation of transcription by RNA polymerase II. The transcript is spliced from 4 exons. The record is from RefSeq and is a predicted model, not a curated record. Bases 86 to 1186 code for a protein of 366 amino acids. Gene Ontology annotation, cellular component: nucleus.